GGGUCACUAUGUGCCCCAAAAUAAAGUUUUUUAUUCAUUCGUUUAUAUAUCACAAAAUACUGAUUGUGAAAAAUUUAUUCGAAACAAUAUGCUGUUUACUAUAAAAUAAAUACUUAUAUACCUACGGGCUUAUGCAAGCGUGUGAACAGAUACUUAAUACAAAACUUAAAGAAGCUUUUGAAUGCCUCUUAAUAUCCGUGUCAACUGUCAUAUGUGAAGCUUUCAAUUUGUAUAAAGGGUCAUUAUCAAACUUGCCACCUCCAUCCCUAAGUACUCCCUUCUACAGACUAACACUUACAAACAAUUUUCCAUUUCGCUACACACUCGCACAUCGGUAAAGACUAACGGUGGGAACACACCGACGGUGAGCGGCGGCAUUGCUCUAAAGCGGCAUACAAACUCCGAGCGUCCCAUUCGUAGUCUAACCGUUGUGCACUCACCCUAGCCCUCGAUCUUAGAGGCACAGUUCUUUUUGCCAUACAGCCUAUAAAUACGCGAGGCGCUUUAUGAACAUAAACAGUCUUUUUUUACCAACCGUACCGCGUGGAUCUAACACAAUGUUUGCAAAAGUGGUUGUUGUUGCAGUGGUCCUCGCGGUAGCGCGAUCAGCACCCAGAGAAGACAUGGGAUUGAAGAGUAUGCUGAGGAUAUAUGAAGAAUGUCAACGGGCUGACGGGAUUGUUCCUUGCUUGAAAAAGAAGGCUAUAUUGUUCUUCGAUCGAGUGGCGAGGAUGGAAGCUAUUCCAGUUAUCGAUGGGAUUGAGGUUAUUAAAUCUUCGGAGCCUGAAGUAGCACCUAUAAGUGAAAAGGAUAUUGAAGCAACACUGCCAAGGAAUCUUCAGGAUAAGGAUGAGACUCUUUCAGAGAUGCUGUGGGACAGGAUUGCGUCCUUCGCCAAUUCAAGGACCAUUCAGCUGUCUCUUCCCAAAAUGACAGGACAGGAGUUGAAUAGGGGCGUCGAAGAAGGACGAGGCAAGAUGAAGAAAAUGAUGGGGAUGAUGGCGAUGGGUUUCGCUAUGAAAAUGGCCGCCAUGGUCCCGCUGGCUAUUGCUGGACUCUUCAUCUUGGCUGGCAAGGCCCUCAUAGUCUCAAAGAUUGCCCUUCUCCUCUCAGGCAUCAUAGCUCUAAAGAAGAUCAUAGCACAGAAGAACAGCGGCGGCGGCGGCCAUGACAGUGGCUGGUCUUCGGGCGGCAGCAGUGGCGGCUGGGAUCGUCGCUCGUACAACGACGUUUCCGAACUCGCCUAUUCGGCUUACAAGAAAGACUAAAUCUUAUUACUAUUACAUCUAAGUCUAAUUUCUAAUGUCACCUCAUUUAUCUUAGUUUUUUUUUUAAUUUCGAGUCAAUACGUAAGACGUCUCAAAACUCGCUUAUUUGGUCUACAAGAAAAACUAAAUCUUAUUACUAUUACAUCUAAGUCUUAUUUCUAAUGUCACCUCAUUUUCGUUUAGUUUUAAUUUUUAAUUUCGAGUGAGUACGUAAUACGUCUCAGAACUCGCCUAUUCGGUCUACAAGAAAGACCAAACCUUAUCACUGUAACGUCCAAGUCUAAUUUCUAAUGCCACCUCAUUUUUGUUAAGUUUUAUUUUUUUUUAUUCGAGUGAAAAACUAAAUCUUAUUACUAUUACAUCUAAGUCUUCUUUCUAAUGUCACAUCAUUUUUGUUAAGUUUUAAUUUUUUUUUUCGAGUGAAUACGUAAGACGUCUCAGAACUCGUCUAUUCAGCCUACAAGAAAGGCUAAACCUUAUCACUAUAACAUCUAAGUCUAAUUUCAAAUGCCACCUCAAUUUUGAUUAGUUUUAAUUUUAAUUUCGAAUGAAUACAUACGACGUUUCAGAACUCGCCUAUUCAGCCUACAAUAAAGACUAAAUCUUAUCACUAUAACAUCUAAGUCCAAUUUCUAAUGUCACCUUAUUUUUAUAUAGUUUUAAUUUGCUCAAGUGGGUAAGGAGAUCUGUAAACAAUCGUAAGUAAAACUUUUUUUUUAAUUUUUCAAGUCAUGUGAUUCACCAUCUUUAAGUUCGUGAUAUUUAUUUUUUAUUGUUUAUACCCACCUUUUGAAACAUGUGACUUGUUUUGUUGUAUUUAUUGUUUUUUUUUUAUUUUACAAUUUAGGUACUAAUUGGAAUUGUCCUUUGUAAAGGGCAAUUUGGAAGUACUUUAUAUUUAAAGGUGUAUUUUUAAUGUACUUAUUUAUUUUAGAUGUAAGUUUCGACUGCUUUGAGCCGGAAUACUCAGUUUAUAAUUUAUUUUUAAUUUGUGUCAUAUAUAAAAUUGUUAUUUAUUUUUAUUUAUCUACCUGAAUUGUAUAUAUUGAAAUGAUGUAUUUAGAGUAAAUUUAUUUUAUGUAUAUAUUUUUUAUACCUUCAUUUUUUUCAUUAAUUCUAAUCUUAAUUUAUUAAAAUAU
This is a messenger RNA of Cydia pomonella (codling moth), 2407 nucleotides long. RefSeq lists its product as uncharacterized. The transcript has 3 exons. The record is from RefSeq and is a predicted model, not a curated record. NCBI's taxonomy places the organism in Eukaryota, Metazoa, Arthropoda, Insecta, Lepidoptera, Tortricidae. The coding region runs from base 507 to 1268 and encodes 253 amino acids.